UGUGAAGUGGGACGGCCUUGUUUGAAACUCGCAAGUUGUUCAACUUUUUCCACGACCAGCACUUCAGUGGUACUUUCUUGAUUAGGUUUAUGCGCUCCGUUCUGUUACAAGAUGCCUUGGAACUGACCUGAGAUCAUAUUGACACACGAUGGCUCCUUUUGGAAGAAACUUUCUGAAGGCGCGCUUGAAGAACAGGUCUAAAGUUGUAGAGGAGACACCAGGAAAGGAAAUCCAGGUGCUUGUGUGUCAUGAAGAAAAAGUAGUCUGUGGUGUGACCAAGCACACAACCUGUGCAGAUGUAGUUAAGGCCUUAUUGGAGGACCACAAGACUAUACCAGAAAGUAAGAGGCUCUUACAUGGGGAACCUAAAGACUUCUGCAUCCUGGAACGGUGGAAGGGUUUUGAGAGAGCACUGCCACCUCUCACUCGAAUCCUUCGCCUAUGGAAUGCUUGGGGCGAUGAGAGACCUUUCAUACAGUUUGUCCUCAUGAAGACCAGUGAUUUUGUGCCAUCAUCCAAGGGAGCCAAGAGGGCCACGAAGUCUCGGGGAGCGAGGUCCAAGAGAUGGGACCAAGGACCUGCACAGUACGCCAAAACUGUAUCUGUGGAGAAGCAGAAGCGCAUGGUGAAGAAGGCCUUCCGUAAAUUGGAGAAGAUCCAAAAAGGAGAGACAUCCGAGGGCUCAGAAGAGAUCAGUAAGCUUGUAUGGUUGAUCAUCUCCCAGGAUCAGACCAUCCGGCAGCAGAUUCACCAGAUGCGUGAGCUAGACGUGGAGAUUGAACGAGCAGAGGAACAACAGAGGAGCAGCCCCACGCCUCGCUCCAGCAUCACCGAGAGUGAUGACAGCCAAUCGCUGUCCAUGUCCCAAUUUGACAGCCAGCUUCAGGAGUACCUGUACACCAGUGAUGGAAUCGAGCAACUAGACCUACAUAUUUGCAGGCACCAAGAACUCAUUGACCAGCUCUCUCGAGAUAUUGACUUAGAGCUGAGGAACUGGACUUCAGAAUUAGAAGAUUUAAAAGGAGCAGCAGCUGCUAGUCCAGAACUAGAGCUGGAACACAAACUCUCGUUGUCCUCCUCAGAUCUCGUAGAGCUGGAAAGCUUACGCAACGAAUUUGAGACAAGUAUGAGAGCUGGGCUUUCCCUCCAUGUCCAAAUGCAGGAAAUGGAGAAGGAACUACAGCGGAACAAAACAGCCCUGCAGUCCCAGAACCAGGAAUACCAGCAUCUAGUUGCCCAACUCACUGCGCUUGAGCUGGAGGCCUGUCCGGACCAGCCGAGCCCUGUAUCUCUGAAGAGCCAGAUCAGGGCCACUGUCUCUCAGCAGACAACAGGCAAGGUCAGACAGACAUGCUCCCCUACAGAUGCAACAGACACAGACUCAGACACUGGAAUAAGCUCUACUCACAGUCAGGACUCACUGUCGCCCUGUGUGGACAGGUCACCUCCUUUGGACACUGAUGUUUGAAGCUAAGGAUUACUUGUGUUUUUACCUACAUAUGCUUAAUGACUCCAACAAUGAAACACAUAGCUUGAAGGGAUAUUUCACCGCUAUCUCACGACCAAUUCGUAUGUAUUUUACGAGGUGGCUAAUUAAUACGACGUCACUCAUACGAAUUCAUACGAUUUGUCUAAACCCCAGUGAUGGGUAGGUUUAGGGGCGAAGUUAGGGGUAGGUCAUUCCUACGAAUUCAUACGAAUUUGACAACUCGUAAAAUACGUACGAUUUAGCAAAAAACUUCAAUUUCAUACAAGUGAGCUCAUACGAAUUCGUACAAUUAGCAUAAAUACAUACGAAUUGCUGUGAGAUCAGAUUGGAUAUUUUACCCAAAAAUGACAAUUCUGUCAUCACCACAAAAGAUAUUUUGGAAGGAUCUUAGUUACCAUUGACUUACACUAUAUGUACAAAAAACAUUGAGACAUUUCUCAAAAUAUCUUCUUAUGUGUUCCACAGAAGUAAGAAAAUCGUAUAAUUUUGAAAAAAUAUGAGGGGGAGUAAAAGAUGACAGAACUGUCCCUUUAACAUUUGUUAUGCUGUUACAGUUAUAGAUAUUGAUGUGAAUUCAUUUUUAGUCACCUCAAGUUUUCUCUCCCUAUUAGAAUUCAUAUGCACUUAAAGCUCACAUUAAAUAUAUAAAAGAACAAAAAAACCUAACAAUAAGCUGAAAAAAAAUUAAUUGUUGGGUUUCAUUCAUCUUUAAAAUUAACCUUCAUUCUGUGUUUAUUUUUUGAAUCCUGCUGAUAUUUAUUAAGCCUAUAUUUUCCACAAUUUUAAAUUUUUUUGUUCACAGUUUAGUUUUUACAAAAAUGUUUCAAAUGCAGUAUAAAAUAUUUUAACGUAAUCUGUGUAAAUGGCAAUAGCAAAAUAUAAAAGAAAUGUUUAUAGCUAUAUGAACAAGAUUCUUCAUAUAAAGAACAUGCACUUGUUUUAUAUUAAAACAAGCUUUUAGACUUUGUAUAUAAGCUCUACUUUUUAACAUGUUUCUUUUUUUUAAAUGUACAGUAUAAACAGCUAACUGCACAGAUUGCAAAAUAUAGAGAUAAAAGUUAUCACAUAUGCAUAAUUUAUUUGUUUUUCUGUUUAUUUCAAAAUAAAUUGAUCAAUAUUCAAAUUCAUUUGAAACUUUAAGCCUUUUGAGCAUGGCUAAAAGCAUAGUGCUUUUGCAAUGCAAGAUGUGUUGUCAACUAUAGUCACAGUACACUGCGUACACUCAUGCUCCCUUCAAAUAGACAAUCCAUUCUGACACUAAUACAAACACAAGUAAGGAAAAUUUGAAUUCUAAUAAGAAAACUCUUCUGCAUUUUUUCAGUCAGUGCCAGUAAAAAGACAUUUGAGUCCUUUUGCUUCAAGUAAUUGCCUCAUUCUUUCUUUAAAACCUGCAAACAGCAGAGACUUAGCAGUACUAUUAGACUGCGGUCUCAUUGCUUCAUUGAAUUAAUGCAGGGUCUUUAAUGCCAAGUUCCUGAAGGGUAACAACGUGUUACGCUGCUGUCAUUCAGCGUGACUCAUAACAAAUGGGAUUUUAAAGAAGGCUCCAUUUUGUAAUGCAAAACAAAUGGGUUUUAAACAGUUGCAUUAUGCAGCAGGCCGUGGUAUUCAGAGGGUGUUAAUGAAGCCUUGCUUCAUUGGAUCCUUCUGAGUGCCGGCUUCGCACUGAGAUAAUAACCAAAUUCCCCUUCAUUGGCUCUGAUCCCACACAGCACCCCAUGUAGGGUGUUGCCAAUACAAAGUCCGAGGGCUCUUUAAUGUCUUCACUACCAACGUCGUGACUUGUUUACCUCCACUGUCAGUUCAGGAGGAACCAGAGGGCUGCCAGGACUCUGUCGCGGCCGUAAUUUCCUGUGCGAAAAUGGCAAUUACUGACUUUUAUCUCUCGCUAUUGCUGUGGUAGUAUUUCCAGAACUAACAAUUACACUAGUCAAUUCUUGAAAACAGUCCUUUUAGAUUGUGUCAGGGCAGCUCCCCCCAUGUUGAACUUUCAAUUACGAAUACUGUGGCAUCCUCACAUUUGGCUAAAAAGUAAGUUAGGUGGCAUAAAAGGAGAAGAGGAAUGGACUUUUGCAUGGCAAGUCAUUUUACCACCAAGACCAUCAUGUAACAAGACACUUGUAUUUUCUUUAACUAGAUCAAGGAACCCAUUCUACUCAACUUCAUAAACACAUGUGGUUUCUGAUCCAACAAGUGACUGAAUCAUCUUAAGACAAAAUAGUCCUGCCGCCUGCAUGCUGCAAUCUUCAAAAAAAACAGUCACAUUAUCUUGUCAGUUUGCCUUGACAUUUCCUGAAUGUUUGGGGGCUUUUUUCCACUUAAGUCAGUGAUUUGUAUGUUAAUGUUUCUCUCAUACAAACCAAUGAGUUUUGAACUUGUACCAAAGAGCAAAUAAACUAAUUUUAGGAUCUCUUUUA
This is a messenger RNA of Ctenopharyngodon idella (grass carp), 3906 nucleotides long. RefSeq names its product Ras association domain family member 9 (gene rassf9). Lineage: Eukaryota; Metazoa; Chordata; Actinopteri; Cypriniformes; Xenocyprididae. The transcript is spliced from 2 exons. The record is from RefSeq and is a predicted model, not a curated record. Gene Ontology annotation, biological process: signal transduction. The coding region runs from base 149 to 1468 and encodes 439 amino acids.